UUAUUGAGUUCAAAUGUUCAAUUAUCAGAGCUCGGAUAGUCGGCUAGCCGAAGCAAUUAUUUCCCGCGAAAUAUACCUAAUGAAAUUUCCGGCCAUAUCGCCGUCCAGAUGUUUCCAUAUUCCGGCGAACUCUCUCGUCAAAUCUGAAACCUUGCCCUGCAAUAUUCUCUGUAGAAACAAUCUUCGACGUGUUCCUCCUCACAUUCGGCCAUCUUUCGCGGCCGUAAACGAGAACAAUGGUACCUUGUCGGCCGUCUCAAAAGAUCGAGAACCAGUGAGCUUGAAAAAUCAAAAGAAAUGGAUUCAUUUCGUGGGAGUCGGAGGCUGUGGAAUGUCCGCUCUCGCCAUGCUUGCCGUAAAACAGGGUUAUGAAGUUAGUGGGUCGGAUCUUGUAUGGAGUAGGUUCAUGGAUAAACUACAGGAAGCAGGAGUGCGUUUGCAUAUUUGUCAUUCAGUCUCGAAUUUGCAAAGGCACAAUGGUUCAAGAUUGCCUAGUGCUGUAGUCAUUUCAAGUGCGAUUCCCCAAAACAAUGUAGAGAUUUUACAUGCAAAGUCCACUGGAGUACCUGUAUACAAGCGAGAUUAUUGGUUGGGAAAUUUGACACAGCACCAUAAGCUCAUUGCUGUAAGUGGUAGCCAUGGGAAGAGUACAACUACAGCUAUGCUUGCUUAUGUGUUAAAUGCAAUGGGUGAUGAUCUUACUGCUGUAGUUGGGGCAGAUGUGCCACAGUUCACAGGAGGAAAUAUUAUUUCAGGAAGCAGUGAAACAUUUGUACUAGAGGCUGAUGAAUACGAUGGGUGCUUCUUGCAAUUAUCACCUCAAAUAGCUGUCGUGACAAACCUGGAGUGGGAGCACGUUGAUAUUUUCCCAGAUGAGGAAGCAGUUAAAACCGCCUUUAGGAAAUUCAUAAAUCGAAUAAGGAAGGGUGGACAUCUCAUUUUAUGUGGGGAUAGUGAAGGUGCAAAAUCCUUGCUGUGCCACUGUGAACAGACAAUUGGAGAUGGUACAAGGAGUGUAAUGCCAAUUUCAAGCUCAGAACAAUGUGCUGAUAACUAUAAGAUAACCACAUAUGGAAUAUCAAGUUCUAAUGACUGGCAGGCAUCAUCAAUUACUCAAAACUCUGAGGGUGGUGUUGAUUAUACAGUGUGUCAUUGGGGAUGUCCAGUGGCAGACAUCAGCCUACAGAUUUCAGGGAUUCAUAACAUCCUCAAUUCCUUAGCGGUUAUUGCUACAGUAGCUGCAAAAGUUACAAACCAAAGCCAGAUUUAUGAUACAGUAGAUCAUUUGAGGUUGCACUUGAAAAAAUUUAGAGGCCUUUCAAGACGUUUUGAGAUGAUUGGAAGUAUCCAUGGAUGCCAUGUGUUUGAUGAUUAUGCUCAUCAUCCCACAGAGAUUCGUGCAGUUCUUCAAGCUGCACGGCAGAGGUUCCGUUCGAAGGCUCUGUUGGUAGUGUUUCAGCCUCAUUCUUUUAGUCGUCUAGCAGCACUGAAAAAUGACUUUGCCGUUGCCCUUAGUGAUGCAGAUCAAGUUAUUAUAACUAAGGUUUAUGCUGCUCGAGAAACACAAAAUUGGAAUGUUAAUGGAAAGGAUUUAUCUGCUUUGAUAAUUGGUCCACCAUCGGAAUACAUUCCUUCGCUGGAGGAUGUGGUGAAUAAGCUAGUGCUUCAAAUAUGCGAGGAUCCCCAUCGAGAGAUUGUUAUUUUAACACUUGGAUCGGGUGAUACUACCACCGUGGGACCAAAACUGCUCAAGAAACUGCAAAAGAGACUACAAGAAGACUCUUAACAUUAGGGGCUUGUGAUAUUUUCAGUUUGAAAAUUACCAUUACAUUACCAAACUGGAAGUUUCCCAUGCCUGUGGCUGGCAAGUGGCAAACUCCUUUUGUGAUCAAGUUACUCCCAUUUCGUGGAUUGAAACAAUAGCUAUGAAAUUAGGGAAGAAGAAUAAAGUAAAGAAAGUGGCUAAGGAAAUAGUUGGAGGAAUGAAAAACUUCACCUUGGCUGAACUAGCUAGUAUCCGGUACUUCAUCAUUAAAUUACACUGAUCCAUGCUUGGCAACAUCAUGUAUUAUUUGUUUCUCAUACAUAAAAAAUUUGAUGAUAUAUGCUGCAUAGAUAGUAUAGUAUCGUGACGAUCUUUUUCUUGGUCAAACAAAUAAAGAGACAUAGCAAAUCCUUUCAUUCUUUUUUCCUCAAAAGAUAAAUACAGCAACCAAGAUAGCCUUGAUUGUUUCCAAUAUAUGAGCCACAAACAUCGAUCUUGAAACUACAACUAAAAAACAAAUUAGAAACAAAAUCAUAGAAUUAAGGCAAACUCUUAUCACCUGACUGUACACAGCUAACUAUAAAACCACAAAGCUUAAUAAGAAUACAUUAAAUUCCUCCAUUCUGAAACUAAAAAAAGGAAAACAAAAUUGUACACACACACAAAGAAAAAUCUUGCAACUUUUUCUUUUUUUAACUACUAAACUCCACAAGUGUUGAAUUACUAUUAACUAACCCCCAAAAAAGGAGAAAAAGCCACGCUUCUUGGGCUCUUCUUCAACCAUGACAGCCUUCAUACUAUCUUGCUCAACCAGUCUCCAAGCUGCUUGCUCGAAAGCCAAGCCAGCCAAUGUGGGUGGCUUAUUCAAAACCAAAGGGUACCCUCUAUUGGUGCUCCUGAUUACUUCUGAAUCCUCCGGAAUCACUCCCAGUAAAGCCAAGCCCAACAUUUCUUGUACAUCCAACACUGACAUCAUAUCCUCACCUUUGAUCAUAUCAGUCCGAACCCGAUUCACCAUCAUCUUGAUAUCCCUUAUUCCAUCACACUCUAACAGCCCCGUCACCCUAUCAGCAUCCCUCAAGCUCGUAAUAUCCGGCGUUGUCACUAGAAUCGCCUCGUUCGCCGGUGUAAUGGCCGUAAUAAAGCCAGCGUCGAUGCCUGCCGGGCAAUCGAUGAUAAUGAAAUCUGGGCAACCUUCUUGGCGUGAUUUCAAUGCGUCAACAAGCCAAACCAAAGCUUUCCCACUAAACCCCAUUGGCAAUUUCGACCUCGGCUUCGAAAUGCAAAGCAACUCGAAGUUGGACCACCGCUUAUCCCUCACCAGAGCCUGGUCCAACCUACAAUCGCCAUUGAGAACCUCAACGACGGUGUAAUUGACGCGAUUCUCGAGUCCGAGGAGGAGAUCGAGGUUGCGGAGGCCAACAUCGGCGUCUAUGGCAACUACGGAGAAGCCAAGUCGGGCGAGGGAGAGACCCACAUUGGCGGUGGUGGUGGUCUUGCCAACGCCGCCUUUUCCAGAGGUGAUGACGACGACUCGGGGUGUGUCGCCGGCCAACUGGGGCUUCCUAUUCCAUUGAAGAACGGAGCGUAUGGAGGAGGGUUUAGGGUUGGGAUUGGAUUUUGGGAAUGUGGGUUUUAGGGUUUUGGGAUGGUUGAAAAGGGUGGGUGGGUGAGUGGUGGCGGGGAUGGAGUAGUAAUGGUUGGAAUGAAUGGAUCGGAGUGAGAGCAUUGCUAUAGGUAUGAGUAAAGGAAGAGCAUGUGAGUGUGAAUGAGGAUUGAGUAAAGAGAGGUUUUAGGAUUAGGAGCUGAGCAGCCUCGUCAUUGCAUCAUCCUCCUCUCCUGCUCCUCCUAAUAGCCUAAUCAC
Cannabis sativa is the source of this 3629-nucleotide messenger RNA. RefSeq lists its product as uncharacterized. The record is from RefSeq and is a predicted model, not a curated record. Bases 14 to 1786 code for a protein of 590 amino acids. The transcript is spliced from 14 exons. NCBI's taxonomy places the organism in Eukaryota, Viridiplantae, Streptophyta, Magnoliopsida, Rosales, Cannabaceae. Gene Ontology annotation, biological process: biosynthetic process. Gene Ontology annotation, molecular function: ATP binding; UDP-N-acetylmuramate-L-alanine ligase activity.